This is a messenger RNA of Adineta steineri, 423 nucleotides long. Lineage: Eukaryota; Metazoa; Rotifera; Eurotatoria; Adinetida; Adinetidae. The record is from the annotation of a GenBank genome assembly.
AUGUCAAGCAAUUUGAAAUUAUGUUUUCUUACAUUACCAGUAGAAAUUGUUUAUCAUAUUCUUGAUCAUCUUGAAGUAAUACAAAUUCUAUUCUCAAUGCGAAAUGUUUCCAAACGUGUCAAUGCAAUUGUCGACACAUAUCAUCGAUAUCAGACACUCAAUGAAUUAGAUCUAUCAUCUGAGACAAUUAAUUCUAACGGUAUUAAAUAUCUAGCUUCUGCAUUACAAUAUAAUACUACACUUACUUCUCUAAUCAUUAAUUAUCAACAAAUCUGCAGUCCAGAUGUACAAUAUCUCGCCAAAGCAUUGUACAAUGAAACAUCACUUACUAAACUGAACUUGUACAAUAAUCAGAUCGGUAAUCAAGGUGCACAAUAUUUAGCUAUUGCAUUACAACAUAAUAAAGUAAAUUCGUCUAUCUAA